UCAACUUGCAUCCAUGUCUUCAAACUUCUCUCUACGACUUUACCUAUUGCCUAAUGGGGAGUUGCAUUAGCAAAUGCCGGCCUCGCCCAUCUUCCAACAAACACAAAGAAGAUCAUUCUCUUCUGGUUCAAGACAAGCUUGUAAUUAUCUCUCAAUCUCCUACAAUUCCCGAUAUUAAUCCUCUCAUCCCCAACAAACAACAACCCAAUUCAUCUCUUAUCUCAUCUCCUUCACCUUCCUCAGAUUCUUGUACCUCUAAUAUUACUACUACUAGCACUUGUUCCACAUCAACCUUGUCUUCCUCAUCAUCCACAUGUUCAUCUUCAGCAUUAGUUUCCAAGGAUCGAUCGUUCUCGAACGAUUUCUUAUGGGCUCGUCUCAAGGAGAAUCCACAUAUAAUUCCCCAUGGAUUACUUGAUCCCUUGAAGGAAACUCCAGUCAAGGUUGUAGCUCCUAAGUUUCCAACUCGGAAAUUGGAUUCAUCAUCUUCUAAAUCAGCUGUACAAGGAAGAAUAGGGCUCCCACCACAAAAGAGAAGCCGCGAAAGGUCCAGCUCGCCAACCCUAGCUCCAGAAAGGAGUUUCAGGAAAGAGUUUGAGAGACCUCAACCCACAAGCUCCCUUCCUCGGCGAAACUUCGGUUCGCCAUCUCCUAGUAGGAGGUUUAAUGGAGAUCCAUGUAGGGGAAUUCCUAUAAAUGCACCCAAGAGAUGCAAUUCACCCAACAGAGGCAAUUCACCCAAGAGGAAGGAGAAUCUCCAGCUUAGAAGUCCUUUAAACAAAGUAAGUAGAGAUGGGUCAUCUCAAUUAAUGAGGAAGAGAGAGACUUGCACUCAUCACAUCCAGGAUGGUAUUGGUAUUGAUGAUCAAAAUUCAGUGGGAGCUAUGGUGUUAAACAAAGAUAGCAACUCUCUUCCCAUGGAUGAUCUUAAUAACCCUCUUAUUUCUUUGGAUUGUUUCAUCUUCCUUUAAGGAGAAAUGGUUUUCAGUAGCAGAUUGGUGUGUUCAUAUAUUAUAGUGGAUUUUUCAUUUGUUUUCUUUUUUCCUUUGUAUUCUUUUCAUGUUUUUUUUGUAAACAGGCUUGAAGAAUUGAGAUUGAUUGAUUACCAAAAUCAAAAUAAAGGAGAGCAGUGUCAUUAUUA
This is a messenger RNA of Macadamia integrifolia, 1141 nucleotides long. RefSeq names its product probable serine/threonine-protein kinase dyrk2. The record is from RefSeq and is a predicted model, not a curated record. The transcript has a single exon. The coding region runs from base 54 to 971 and encodes 305 amino acids. NCBI's taxonomy places the organism in Eukaryota, Viridiplantae, Streptophyta, Magnoliopsida, Proteales, Proteaceae.